GUUCCAUUUUCGCGAUAUCUCUUUUUUAUUGCUCCAUAAUAAAUAAAACAAUGGGUGCAGAAGUGGAACAAAGCCCAGCAGUUUGAGGAGUCUAUAAAAGACGAGUUCUUAGUCAAACAGGGGUUCACUUUCGAAUGUAGAAUCUCAACAUGAGGCUGCUUGCUGUUCUUCUGUUAUCAGCCUUUUCAACAUUCUGCGAGGGAUCGUGGUCUUUUGGCUCAGUUCAGCCUGUUAGAACAGAGUCUCGUCCAAAAGCGAAGAAGCCACAGUAUAAGAACUAUGACCUGUACUAUUACAAUCCUGAAACGCUAGGUUCUUCCUUUUACUAUGGAUCACAGACUCAUUGUCAGUGUCGUCCCGGACCUCCGGGUCCUCCGGGUCCACCAGGAGUUGCUGGCCUUUCAGGUGAAGAAGGAGCGCCGGGUGAAAAGGGCGAACGCGGUGAUCGUGGAGAAAGUGGCGAACGCGGAAGAAGUGGCAGACCGGGCUAUCCUGGAUUUCCGGGGCCCAUUGGCCCACCAGGUCCCCCAGGUUUGCCUGGAAAACCAGGGGUACACCACCAGACACAACGUCCAACAAUCGUUUAUUUACCGGCAGAGGACAAGCCGCCCAAAAAAGAAACCACAAAGGGCGUUCAAGCAUUGAAAAUCCACCAUCAAAACCCGAUAACAGAAAGUCCAUUAAAAAAGCAAGCAAACCCAAGGCACCGCAGCCCAUGCGAGCAAACUCCAGUGAAAUUAAGGUUCUGAAAAUUAGUUCGCAGCUGACCCCAAACCACAAAAACCUAAAUCGCAAAAGACCAACUGCUUCCCCUGUUUCCAAUCGCAAGCGAAUCAAUCAGAGCAACAAGAUAAACACACCAAAUAAGAACAGAA
Molecule: messenger RNA, 875 nt
Organism: Drosophila gunungcola (fruit fly)
Lineage: Eukaryota; Metazoa; Arthropoda; Insecta; Diptera; Drosophilidae
Product: collagen alpha-1(I) chain
Source: RefSeq, a predicted model, not a curated record